Molecule: messenger RNA, 987 nt
Organism: Fonsecaea erecta
Lineage: Eukaryota; Fungi; Ascomycota; Eurotiomycetes; Chaetothyriales; Herpotrichiellaceae
Exons: 3
Coding region: 1-987 (328 amino acids)
Biological process (GO): protein deubiquitination; ubiquitin-dependent protein catabolic process
Cellular component (GO): cytoplasm
Molecular function (GO): cysteine-type deubiquitinase activity
Source: RefSeq, a predicted model, not a curated record
AUGUCAUCCUCGGAAGGGGACACAGCUCAGGAGAGUUCGGGAGCAGCCUCGACCCCCAUAGGCACCAUCUCAACGACUACCGAUGACGGCGCUCUCGUUACAAGUCAACUGGCUUCGUGGAGAGGGUGGGCGGAGAUAGAAAAUGAUCCGGUUGUAUUCAGCACGUUGUUGCGAGAAUGGGGUGUUCCCAACGUCCAGGUAAACGAAGUUGUGCCACUCGACAGUGUCUUCGAGUAUUCGCCGCAGAGCAUUUACGGCCUAAUCUUUCUGUCACGGUGGGUUGCACCGGAAACUGAAAAUCAUCUUACAGAGCCUCCGGCAGGAGUCUGGUUCGCGAAUCAAACCUUGGACAACUCCUGUGCCACGGUUGCUCUCAUGAAUAUCGUCAAUAACCACGCGACGAUCAGCCUAGGCCAACCGCUGACCGACUUCCGAGCCCGCACAAUGAAUCUAACACCUAUGGAACGAGGCCUUGCUCUCGACCGCUUCGACCAUGUCAGAGACAUUCACAACUCCUUCGCCACCGAAUUCGACAAGAUGAGUGUCGACUUUCAUCUCAAGGGGGCCAUGGCUGCAGCCGAGAAGAAGAAGAGAGCUGCAAAGGCCAAGCGGCCACGCAAGAAACGCAAGACGCACGACGAGACCGGCGAGGAGGAAAGCGGCCUUCAUUUUGUCGCAUACGUGCCUGUUGGGGGUGUGGUGUGGCGAAUGGAUGGUCUCGAACGACUUCCGCGGAUGCUGGGUACUGUGGACGAAGGAGAUAGCUGGAUCGCGAGGGUUCUUCCAGAGCUCCAGGCUCAGCUAGAAUCAGCAGCAACCAACUCAUUGGAGUAUUCAUUGCUCUCCCUGACUGCACUGGAUGACUCUUCGGGCCUGGAGGUCGACAAGGUCAAGGUGGAGCGAGCACGGGAGGACUGGGGGCCUUUCCUGGCGCAGAUGGUCAGGAUCCAUGCCGACAAGGGUACAUUGAAGCAGGCAUUGGGGUAG